Messenger RNA from Helobdella robusta, 528 nucleotides. RefSeq lists its product as hypothetical. Gene Ontology annotation, biological process: cilium assembly. Gene Ontology annotation, cellular component: MKS complex. The transcript is spliced from 3 exons. The record is from RefSeq and is a predicted model, not a curated record. Lineage: Eukaryota; Metazoa; Annelida; Clitellata; Rhynchobdellida; Glossiphoniidae. The coding region runs from base 1 to 528 and encodes 175 amino acids.
AUGUCAGAGCUUCACGUCAUAGGUCAAAUUAUCGGUGCUAAUGGUUUCCCGAAUAACUCUCUCUUCUGUAAAUGGGGAAUUCAUGCAGGUGGUGCAUGGAAAAUUCUCAGUGGUUUGAAAGAAGGCCAAACUCAGAUCGAUAAUCCAGAAUUAGACGACAUGUCCUGUUGGGCUCAUCCUAUAGAUAUUCAUUUUGCUACAAAAGGGUUGCAAGGCUGGCCAAAGAUUCACUUCCAGGUAUGGUAUAGAGAUUCAAUAGGCAGAAAUGAAUUGUACGGUUAUGGUUAUUGCCAUAUUCCCACUUCUCCAGGCAUACACCAGAUUGAAUGCACAACUUGGCGACCUGUGGGCACUUACUGGGAGCAAAUAAGUUCUGCAUUCCUUGGUGGAGGACCUCAACUUAAAAAUCCCGAUUUGAUAUAUGAUGGCAGUGACAGAUUUAAGCUUAAAACUCAAGCCAUGGGCGUCAUUCACUUGGAAUUAAGUAUCAUCACGAGAAACUUCGAAAAAUAUGGCGUCGAAAGUUAA